Micromonas commoda is the source of this 2610-nucleotide messenger RNA. RefSeq lists its product with no specific name. Gene Ontology annotation, biological process: protein desumoylation. Gene Ontology annotation, molecular function: deSUMOylase activity. The coding region runs from base 1 to 2610 and encodes 869 amino acids. The transcript has a single exon. NCBI's taxonomy places the organism in Eukaryota, Viridiplantae, Chlorophyta, Mamiellophyceae, Mamiellales, Mamiellaceae. The record is from RefSeq and is a predicted model, not a curated record. Gene Ontology annotation, cellular component: nucleus.
AUGUCGGUGGGCAAGCUCGUUCUCGGGGCGCUGAAAGAGGCUUUCCUCCUCUCGCCUCCCGAGAAGCAGCCCCAGGAGCCGCCCACGCUCGACGGGCCCAAUCGCAUACCCGGGUUCAGGCCCCCCAUCGACUGGCUCAACGCCGAGCUCGAGAGGCGGAACCCCCACGUGCAGCAGAGGCGAGAGGAGCUCGGUCUCGUGAGGGACGAGCAGACCCGGCAGUUACUCGCCUCGCCCGGACCCGCGGGACAGGCCACGCGCGGCGCCGACUUUCUCACCAGGCGCGAGGGGCGACACCACCCUUACGAUCGGAAGGGCGGCACCGCGGGCGACGGCGCGGCGGGCGCGACGAACAACGGCGGGGCGCCGUUCCGGACCCCCGGGCCGCGCGUGCAGAUCGACUUCGCCGGCGACGACCCCCUCACCACGGUCGUCACGAGGCCGCCCGUCACCUCCCACCGACCCGUCCUCGGCAGGCCCGGCUGGCACCACCAGCAGCAGCAGCAGCACCAGCAACACACGCGACCACUUCCAUCCACCGCCGGAGCCAACACAUCGUCAUCUCGGUGGACCGGCGCAGCCGCCGUCGGGUCGCAGCACAGGUACCCCAGCGCGACCAGGCACGGCGCGGGAACGUACCAGACCGCCGCGGACUUCGCCGCCUUCCUCGCGGUCCGGGAACGUGCCAACCAGCCCUCGCCCGACGCGAACGACGACGGCGACUCCACCUUUGAGCGCUCAGCGAUGAAGCAAGCCGCCGCCUCAUCCAUGAGGCGCGCCCAUGAGGAGACGGAGGAGGAUCGCGAGGAGCGACUCGCGAGGGAGGCCGCGGCAUCCUCCCCGGUCACCGACACCCUCCAGACCCGCAUGUUCACCGGACACUACGCCCACGGCCCCAGGCCGAUCACCCCGUUCUCCUCCCACGGGGCGUCGUCAGAGCGGGGCGCGGGCGGCGUCGGCGGCGAGAACGACGCGGUGAGAAACGCGUCAAUCAGGGAAGCCGCGGAGCGCACGUUCCGCGCGGGCGCCGAGCGCAUCGCGAGCGCCACGCCGGAUAUGGCCGCGCUCCACUCCCGCGCGGGGUUCAGGGCGGGGUACCACGUCGCCGCGGCGCAGGCGGCGGCGGCGUCGGGGGGGGCGGCCGGAUUGUUCGGGCCAAACAAAGGCUCAAAGGGCUCGAAGGCGCCAGCGGCGGGUGGGCUGUUCGGCGGCGCGCUCGCGCCGGCGCAGCUGGAGUUUAGGCGAUCGAGCGCGUGGAAGACGCUGGGUCUGGACGUGCGGGACGUGGACGCGUAUAAGAAGCUCGUGGAGGCGUCGAGCGCCGGGCGCAAUCGGCGGCGGCCGACGUCCGCGCCGCCCGACUCGGCUCGCAAGCAUCGGCGGGAGGAGGAGGAAGAGGAGGAGGUUCCUUCGGACGUUUUCGUCGUCGACGACGUCGGCGGCGCGCCUAAACCGGCCGCCGCCAAGGGACGCGGGAAGCCCAAGAAACCCGUGACGCAGUACAGGAUGAAGGCGCCGCCGGCAGCGGCCCCUGCCGUGCGCAGAACCUCGCUGGACUCCUUCGUGGAUGACUCGAUUGAAAAUCUCCGACGAUCCACCGCCGAGGCGGAGGGCGACGUCGCCCCGACGCCGACGGCCGUGCCCGUCCGAACCGCGCUCACGCCCUCGCAGCGGCGCGAGCUCGCGCUGGAGGUGAGGGCGGCGAACGCGAGCGUCCACGCCCCGGUCGACGUCGCGCAGGAGGCGGACCUCGAGAGGCAGAUAGCCGAGAUGGAGAUUGUCGCGAGGGACCUGGAGUCGCGGCGCGCCGAGCUCAAGUCCCCUAAACCAGCCCUCUCGGACCUCGAGGCUGGUCCGAGCGCGGCGGACAUCGAAGCGAUGGAGGCGGAGCUCACGCGGCCCAUCAGCGCGGCGCAGGCGGACGCCAUCGAGCGCGCGCACGCCCCGGGUCCGCCGUCGGAGGUGAUCGCCUCCGGGACGUUCACCGGUCAGGGCGCGCUGGAGAUGACGCGGAAGGACGUGGCGACGAUGGCGACGGGCGAGUGGCUGAACGACGAGAUGGUGAACUUCACGAUCGGCACGAUGGCGGAUCGCGAGAUGGCGAGGUGCGGCGGAGACCAACCGCGGGUUCACUUCUUCAACACGUUCUUCGUGGGGAAGCUGACGGAUGGGGGCGACGGGUACAACUACGGCGCGGUGCGGCGCUGGACGACGAAGAAGAAGCUCGGGUACGACGUCCUCGAGUGCGACAAGGUGAUCAUCCCGGUCCACCAGGGCAUCCACUGGGUCCUCGCCGUCAUCGACCUCGCCGCCAAGUGCGUCAGGUUCUACGACUCCCUGCUCGGCGACGAUAAAGGGCUCGUCGAGGACUUGUUACGGUGGGUGCGCGACGAGUGGAAAAACAAAAAGGAUGCCGACGUCGACACCGAGUCGUGGUCCGUGGAGAUCCCCAAGGACAUCCCGCGGCAGAUGAACGGGUGCGACUGCGGGGUGUUCAUGCUCAAGUACGCGGACUACAUCGCGACGGGGUGCCCCCUCACGUUCCACCAGCGCGACAUGGAGUAUUUUCGGCGAAGGAUCGUCGCCGACGCCAUGGAGAAGGGCAACUGA